GGUGUACGUACACGAUUUACCGAAUCAUAUUUUUUACAUAACUGUUAAACACAAGGCGUUUACUUUGAAGCCUCUUGUAUGUUAUUUCCGGCAGUGGUACUGAUGUCAACAGCUGCUUUGACAGACUGGAGGUGAAGUUACCACAACAAGAACAUUUAAAACAGUGUCGGCGAGGACACGCGACAUGGAUACACACUAGUUUAUAGUCCUCUUUUAUUCGGCAAACACGCUUUUAUUGGUUGGAACGAGCGCUAACCUCGCUGAUGUGUUAUCGGCGGACGAUGCAGUCUCUGCCAUGACCUUCACCAUGCACCCAUCACCACUCAACACUAGGGAGAUGCUUUUGUAGUCUUUUACCCACCGCCCCCUCCAGCUCACCGUCCUCCUCCUCCUGGGACUGAUGACUGGACCCAACUCCCCGAACCGGACCGGCACCACACCGGCCAAGCUGAGCAGGCAGGGCCGCUCCAAGAGCACCAGCGCUCACUGCCUGCUCCGCCACAGCGCCCAGGAGGAGUCGAGUGCCUCCAGCCCCAACAACGGCUCCCACUCGCCCGCCGAGGAAGAAGAGAAGGAUGGAGGGGUUCUUUUCUAUGUCAACCGCGGUGGGUUCCCUAUUGAGGGUGGCACCUGGGAGAGGAUGUGGACCCAUGUGGCCGCGGUGCACCCGGAGGGUCAGGAGAUGGUGGACAGGAUACGCAACGCUGCAUAUCUGCCCAAGCAUCACAUCCCCGCGCUCCCCAACUUCAAGCCGUCCAUGUCGGUGCCCGACUGGUUGGUGGUGGUCCAGAACUUCAUGAAGGCUCUGCAAUACAACCACACGGGCACACAGUUCUUUGAGAUCAAGAAGAACCGUCCACUGUGCGGCUUGAUGGAGACAGCACGAGAGAUGGUCAGGGAGUCUCUGCCAAUCAAAUGUCUGGAGGCCGUCAUCUUGGGAAUCUACCUGACCAACGGCCUGACGUCCCUGGAGAGGUUCCCCAUUAGCUUCAAGACUCAGUUCUCGGGCCACUGCUUCCACCACGUGGUGCUGGGCGUCUACUCCAACGGCCGCUACGGCUCCCUGGGCAUGAGCCGCCGGCCGGACCUCAUGGACAAGCCGCUCAGCCACCGGACCCUCGGAGAGCUGGUGGCCGAGUUCGAGAGCUCCUACAAGCGAUACCAGCACAGCCUCAAGAAGGUGAAGAUCGGCCUGUACGUGCCUCACGACCCCCACGUGUGCCAGUCCAUCGAGUGGAAGUAUUUGGUGCUCAACGCGGCCAAACUGGGCCCUCAGGAGAUGAAGAAGGAGCUGGAGAAACACGGGCGCGACAUGCGGAUGAAGAUCCUCAAGUCCUCCAGCGCUCAGUCUCCAAUCAAGGAGCGGAGCCGUGGGAAGUCUCUGUCGCCACGCCGCCGCCAGGGCAGCCCGCAGCAUCGCCCGGCGCAUCGCAGAGACAAAUCGCCAGCGUCGGUGGAGAAGAAACCUCCGGAACUCAGCACACUCGCCGACGGCUACCAGAUACGAAUUUGACCCCGCCCCCCCAGUCCACCCGUCCAGGCCAAAGACGAGACGAACUCCCAUCAGUUUUGUAGCAGAUCAUCCCGGACUCGUCAUCUCGAUGGACCAAUCAUCUCGACCACGCCUGAGAGAUGGACCCGACUGUUCCUGUCUUUUGAGAUCUCUUCCAUCCAUUAGUACUGUCUGUCUUGGAUGCACGAGGAGGAGAACUGGAGAAGAUGAGCAGCAACACCAACCCAUGGAGAUGUCUCCUUCCAAGAAUCUGCCAGGUCAGAAAUGGAGCCUCGUCUUGAUGGAUGUCAGAGUUUCUUUCCAUGAAGACAGGAAGUGGUGCUGAUUUGAGACCAGCC
Molecule: messenger RNA, 1851 nt
Organism: Doryrhamphus excisus (bluestripe pipefish)
Lineage: Eukaryota; Metazoa; Chordata; Actinopteri; Syngnathiformes; Syngnathidae
Gene: vash2
Product: vasohibin 2
Biological process (GO): regulation of angiogenesis
Cellular component (GO): cytoplasm
Source: RefSeq, a predicted model, not a curated record